Exophiala aquamarina CBS 119918 is the source of this 2868-nucleotide messenger RNA. RefSeq lists its product as uncharacterized. The record is from RefSeq and is a predicted model, not a curated record. Bases 1 to 2868 code for a protein of 955 amino acids. The transcript is spliced from 2 exons. NCBI's taxonomy places the organism in Eukaryota, Fungi, Ascomycota, Eurotiomycetes, Chaetothyriales, Herpotrichiellaceae. Gene Ontology annotation, molecular function: protein-containing complex binding; protein binding.
AUGCGGCGGCAUCAUGGACGGGCCCUGUCCCCAUACCAUGGACGGACCGCCUCCCCUCCCUCCGCUGAGGUAUCUUUAGUUCGCAGCUUUGACUCCCAAGUCAAUCCUUCACAACCUGUCAGACAAUCUCCUUUGGCAAUUUCUCAAAUCCAGGGCAUGCCUUUGGAUUUGAUCGAUCGCAUUCGCUCCUUCCCUCUCUUUCAAUCCACUUCUCAGGACUUUCUUGCCGACAUUUGCCUCCUCCUCAAACCUCAAUUGCACAACACCAAUGAAUACAUCCUUACUGAAGGCGAUGACUCAAAAGCAAUGUACUGGCUGGUUCGAGGUGCCGUAGCAGUCACUUCGCGUGACGGUGAGAGCACAUUUGCCGAAUUGAGGCCUGGCGCCUUCUUCGGCGAGAUCGGCAUUCUUAUGGAACGACCCCGGACCGCCACAGUGGUGGCUCGCUCCAGAUGCAUGGUUCUGGUCCUGAAAAAGGAGGACCUGCAGACAAUAUUGCCCAAAUAUCCUGACGUUGAGCGAGCAAUCCGCGAAGAGGCCUUGGAGCGAUUGACCCAGUUGGAAAAGAAGAAAAGACAGGUCCUCUUGGGAACCGAAGACCUACCUCCGCAUGAGCGACGCGGAUCGAAGCGCGCCCGCAAUGAUUUCGGCGAGGAUGUCGACAUGGACGAUGGUCUUGCGUCUUCCAUCUCGUCCAAGAGGCGGAAAUCUCCCAGUCCUGGCACGGCCGAGGUCUCAACCGCAAGUGCACUGGGCCAUGGACUGGUCAAUAUCAGAGCAACCUUGAAGGAAUUACCAUUAUUCGCCUCCCUACCAUCUGAUAUCCUCCACUUCCUCGGCCUUAGCGCCCAACCAAGGAGCUUUGCUCCAUUCUCCGAUAUUGUCAAACAAGAUACCAGAGGUCGAGAAAUCUACUUCAUUGUACGUGGAGAGGUCGAAGUCAUUGAUGAGAAACAUGCUUCCAGUCCGAGAGGGCGGCAAGAUAACGUUCCUAAUGGCGUUCCAAAGACGCCAUACGUGAAGGCACGACUCAAGCCAGGCCAGUACUUUGGCGAGGUGGUCAGUCUGUCGCUUGCAGAUCGGAGGACAGCUACUGUUCGCUCGGUCACCCAAGUUGAAUGUCUCAUGAUUUCAGAGAAUGUCCUAGCUGAUUUUUGGCGUCGUUGUCCACCUAAUAUUCUACGUCAGAUCCAGGAGACAGCCAGGGAGAGACUCAAAACGGCAUCUGACAACGAUGUGAUCAUGAACGACACAGAUGCUGCCCCAAGCAUUCAUAACCUAGCCAUCGGCGACAAAGACGCCUCCGCGAGAAAGGGCGCCCUCGGUCCUAGAGUCACUUUUAAUGAGGCACAGAUAUCAAACUCUGUUCAACCUGUUCAGCCUGAAGAACCCAGCACCUUGGAGCCUGUUGAUCCUGAUCCAUUCUUAAGCCAGGGCUUAGAAAAGGUCAAGUCUCGCUCGAGGAGAGGAUCCCUCGCCCCUCCAUCUCCAGAUGAGCAAUUGAAAGACAUGAAGCGACGGUCGCCCAGGUCUUCACCUAUAACCACGGCUAGUCCAUCCCCUCGAAGUUCUGCUUCCGGCACGCCUUCGCCUAUAGCCGAGCAUAAAGGACUGGGUUUUCCAUUUGUAGACCCAUUUUCUCCUGGUGGAAGACCGAGGCCGAAAUCAAGAUCUAGCCGUGGGCUCAAUCGGGGAAACAUACCCGAAAAACUAUUGCCUUUGAUACUCGAGCAUCUCGCACUUCACGAACUUAUGCGCCUUCAAGCUGUUUCCUUACAUUGGCAAAAUGUUCUCAACAAUGCACCCAACCUUCUCCAUAAGCUGGAUCUGUCCAAGUACAAUCGGAAAGUCACCGAUGAUCUGUUAGUCAAUCGGAUCUGUCCUUUUGUGGGUCAGCGCCCUCUUUUUGUUGAUUUAAGCAAUUGUUUUCAUGUGACCGAUGAAGGGUUUGCUGCGCUUGUGACUACAUGUGGAGCAAACGUGGAAACAUGGCGGAUGAAGAGUGUCUGGGAUGUCACCGCCCCUGCCAUACUCGAGAUGGCCAAUCGUGCACGUAAUUUGAAAGAGGUGGACCUCAGCAAUUGCCGAAAAGUCAGCGACACCCUUUUGGCAAGGAUCAUCGGUUGGAUUGCGACUGGAAAUCAACAGAAUCAAUCGACAAGACCCAAGGCAAUCGGACAACGCCCUGUUAUCAACACCAAGCUUAGUAUCACCAAUCCACCUGCUCCUGGUACCGUUUUUGGCUGUCCUUCACUGAAGACUAUCACGUUGAGUUACUGCAAACAUGUCACGGAUCGAACGAUGGCGCAUAUUGCCACUCAUGCUAAGGAACGCAUUGAAAAUGUUGACCUCACUCGAUGUACGUCAAUCACCGAUGCAGGAUUUCAGUACUGGGGCAACGUCAAAUUUCCACGACUCAAGAAGCUCUGUCUGGCAGACUGUACUUAUUUGAGCGAUCAGAGUAUCGUCUGGCUGGUGAACGGAGCUGGCAGUGGGUUGAGACACCUGGACUUGUCGUUUUGUUGUGCUCUUUCCGAUACGGCAACCGAAGUGCUAGCUCUAGGCUGCCCGAAUCUUACCCAUCUUAACAUGUCAUUUUGCGGGAGUGCAGUUUCGGACCCGAGUCUACGAUCCAUUGGUCUUCAUCUGACCAAACUCAAAGAACUUGCUGUUCGAGGGUGUGUCCGCGUCACCGGGUUGGGGGUCCAGAGCAUCGUCGAAGGAUGCCAGAAACUCCAACUGCUUGACGUAAGUCAAUGCAAGAACUUACAACCAUGGCUUGUAUCUGGUGGUGUUGAACGAUGGCGCUCUGCAGGUCGUGACAUCGAGUUUGUGGUUGUGAGUGUUGGAGCGAAAUUGGUGCGGUGA